Striga hermonthica is the source of this 1881-nucleotide messenger RNA. Lineage: Eukaryota; Viridiplantae; Streptophyta; Magnoliopsida; Lamiales; Orobanchaceae. The record is from the annotation of a GenBank genome assembly.
AUGGAGAGUUUUGCUGUUAAGGUAGAAGAAGGAAAGCAGGGUCAAGCCGGGCAACCGUCAGUUGGUCCCGUUUAUCGUAACCUACUGGCGGAACAUGCUUAUCCACCCGUCGAUCCUAAUUUAUCCACUUGUUGGGAUAUUUUCAGAGAAUCAGUAGAUAAACAUUCUGGGAACAGGAUGCUCGGAUGGCGUGAGUUGGUUGAUGGAAAGUGGGGGCCUUAUGUUUGGAAAACUUACAAGGAAGUAUAUGAAGAGACACUACAAGUUGGUUCCGGCUUGCGAAAACAUGGUUUCGAACCAGGUGCUCGAGUAGGAGUUUAUGGAUCAAAUUGUCCUCAGUGGAUUGUUGCAAUGGAGGCCUGCAACGCCCACAGCUUUAUUUGUGUUCCUCUGUAUGAUACCCUUGGCCCAGGAGCUGUUGAUUACAUAUUAGAUCAUGCUGAGGUUGAUGUUGUUUUUGUUCAAGAUAGGAAAGUGAAAGAACUACUGAAUGCUGAAUGCACUCAUGCUCGAAGGCUGAAGUUGAUUAUUUGCUUCACUUCGUUAACGGGCAAACAAAAGGAUAAGGCCGCCUCUAUUGGCAUCACAAUGUGUUCUUGGAAAGAAUUCCUUAAUAUGGGAAGAGAAACUCCAUGUGAAAUUUCACCUCCAAAACCGUCAGACAUUUGUACGAUUAUGUACACCAGUGGCACAAGUGGUGAUCCUAAAGGUGUCAUAUUGACCCAUGAAAACAUUUCAACAAACAUAAGGGGCGUUGAUCUUUUCAUGGAGCAAUUUGAAGACAAGAUGACUGUGGACGAUGUGUACAUUUCAUUCUUACCCCUUGCUCACAUUCUUGAUCGUAUGAUUGAAGAAUAUUUCUUCCAUAAGGGUGCUUCUGUUGGCUACUAUCAUGGGAAUAUCAAUGAGAUUAGGGAUGAUUUGCUCGAGCUAAAGCCGACAUUUUUAGCUGGUGUCCCGCGAGUGUUCGAACGAAUCCAUGAAGGAGUCCUAAAAGCUGUUGAAGAACUCAACUGGAGGAGGAGAAAAAUUUUCGACAUGCUGUACCAAUACAAGCUUUACUGGUUGAACAAAGCAUUAAGUAGUGAAGUCGAGGAGUUCCUAAGGGUUACUUCCUGUGCUUUUGUAGUACAAGGAUACGGGUUGACCGAGAGUUGUGGAUUGUCGACUAUUGGCUUUCCAGACGAGAUGUGCAUGAUCGGGACAGUAGGUUCCCCUUUUGUUUAUUCCGAGGUUUGCCUAAAGGAGGUUGAGGACAUGGGGUACGAUCCUCUGGGGAACCCCCCACGUGGUGAGAUAUGCCUUCGGGCAAAAACCCCAUUUGCGGGAUACUACAAGAACCCGGAAUUGACACAGGAAGUUGUCAAGGAUGGAUGGUUUCAUACAGGUGAUAUAGGAGAGAUGCUGCCCAAUGGAGUUGUAAAAAUCAUUGAUCGAAAAAAGAAUCUUAUUAAGCUAUCACAGGGAGAGUAUGUUGCCGUUGAGUAUCUGGAAAAAGUUUACACUAUUACACCAGUUAUAGAAGAUAUAUGGGUUUAUGGAGACAGUUUCAAGUCCAUGCUCGUCUCAGUUGUGGUACCAAAUGAGGAAAACACCUUAAAAUGGGCAAAGCAAAACGGCCUCAAAGGGUCGUUUUUGGAUUUGUGUUCCCUUGACCAGUUCAAAGAUCAUAUUAUCCUCGAGCUAAAGUCCACAGCUGAGAGAAAUAAGCUGAGGGGAUUUGAGCACAUCAAAGGUGUAAUAGUUGAGCCUCAGCUCUUCGAGUUGUCUGAGAAAGAACUGGUGACAGCAACACUGAAAAAGAGAAGAGACAGAUUGCUUAAGCAAUAUAAGGUGGAGAUCGACUUCCUCUAUCAAAAGCUAACCAAAGCAAGGUCAUAG